Arabidopsis thaliana (thale cress) is the source of this 1746-nucleotide messenger RNA. RefSeq names its product Duplicated homeodomain-like superfamily protein (gene maMYB). Gene Ontology annotation, biological process: regulation of translational fidelity; 'de novo' cotranslational protein folding. Gene Ontology annotation, molecular function: ribosome binding; Hsp70 protein binding. The coding region runs from base 58 to 987 and encodes 309 amino acids. The record is from RefSeq and is marked reviewed. The transcript has 2 exons. Gene Ontology annotation, cellular component: endoplasmic reticulum membrane; nucleus. Lineage: Eukaryota; Viridiplantae; Streptophyta; Magnoliopsida; Brassicales; Brassicaceae.
UUUUUUUCUAAGUUUUAUUUAUUGUUUCAGCUUCUUCUACAGUGCAACAGAGCAACAAUGGAUUUUUUCGACGAAGACAGGCCUAGAUUCGUUUUCCAAUCUCGUCCUUCUUCUUCUCACACGGCGGAGGAAGAAGAAGAAGCUAGAAUCCCUAACAAGCUUUUCAUUUCAAUCUCCGUCUCAAUCUCCCUCAUCAUAUUAUCUCUCUCCUUCUUCUACUUCGAAUCUGAACCUGCCAAAUCGCUACUAUUAUGGCUUUCCCUCUCUUUCCUCGUCGGUCCUUUCGCUCCUAGCUCGCUCACCGGAGGUAAGAUUCGCGUCGGUUAUGGUCAGAUCUUGGAGCCAGAACAGAUUCACGAUGAGUCAUCCACGGAUAACGAACGUGAAUCCAGGAGGAAAUCGGUGAAUAAGCGAUCUAAAGGUUCGACGAAGAGCGAUAAUCCGCCGGAAAAUGCUUCUGCGGUGACUGAAGUUUCGAGGAAAGUGGUGAUUCCGCAGUCUAAGGAGAGUGGAUCUGUGAAUGAAACUAAAGAUUGGACUGCUGAAGAGAUCGAGAUUUUGAAGAAGCAGUUGAUUAAGCAUCCAGCUGGUAAACCUGGGAGAUGGGAGACGGUGGCUUCAGCGUUCGGAGGAAGAUACAAGACAGAGAAUGUGAUUAAGAAGGCGAAAGAGAUAGGUGAGAAGAAAAUCUAUGAGAGUGAUGAUUACGCUCAGUUUUUAAAGAAUAGGAAAGCUUCAGAUCCUAGAUUGGUUGAUGAAAACGAAGAGAAUUCUGGAGCUGGUGGAGAUGCGGAAGGUACUAAGGAGAUUUGGAGUAAUGGAGAAGACAUUGCAUUGCUCAAUGCUUUAAAAGCUUUUCCUAAGGAGGCAGCUAUGAGAUGGGAGAAGAUUGCAGCUGCAGUACCUGGGAAGUCGAAAGCAGCUUGUAUGAAGAGAGUUACUGAGCUUAAAAAAGGGUUUCGGAGCUCGAAAACUCCAGCUAAUUAACUAGAGAAUAAUGAAAAAGGCAUGUUUGGCUAGGAGAAAGAUGGCGUCAACUUGACAUAGAACUGGUUUAGGUUUAUAAUACUGGUAAUGGUGUCUAUCCCUAGUAGAGUUUAAUUGGUAUAAAUUUCCCCCUGUUGCUGAAUGAUCGGUUCACAAACUACUAUAAAAUCUUGGAGUCCUCUGUCAUGUUAGAUUCGAUCUUAGGGAAAGUAAUAUGUCUGCAUUUCAUGAUUUUCUAUCUUAUUUUGGUAGUCCUUUGAGAUGUGCAAAAGAAACCAAAUGUAUGCUCAAGUAUGUGAUCAAAUAGAGCUAUACUCACAAGUUGACAUUUACAGAAUCGAGUCAAAAUAGUCUAAAACUGCUCUAAUUUAUGUUUACACAAUCUUUUACUGACAUAAACCUUUUGACGCAGGACAUCUGUACGGGAUUAAGGCAAAUACCAGGAGAGGAAAAACAAUUUUGUGUUUGCUGCUUGAGAUUAUUGCUACAACGCCCAAAGUAGUGAAUAGAGUUCUGCAGGAAGUUUCUUUUAGAGAGAAGAAAAGAAAGCAUCUCAAUAUGCCAAAGAAUUUAACAUAAAGUUAUGAGUUCUUCUUUACUUCAAGCUUUGAUUCGAAUUACAAGACUUGAGCAUCUGUGUAUCCCCUCCCCAAAGAGCACCUAUUUUAUUACUAGGGAAAUAUAUAAAAAGACUAUAUAUAUUCUUAAUCCAAAAUUCCAAACUAGAAUUUUCAUAUAAUAUUCUUAACAUUUUUAUCA